ACGGGGGCCGGCGCCAUGGCGCUAACGGUUUCCGUGCCGACGGCUGGGUGACUCGCAUUAACGGAGGAAACGGGACGCCAGGGCGGCGACACCGAAAGCGGUUCACGGCGAUAGUCGUGAGGAUUGAACGGGUUUUAGAAAACAUUUUAUUGGAAGAUGGCCACUAUGCAGUUGCGGAGGACAGCUUCCAUGAGUGCAUUGGUAUUUCCCAAUAAGAUCUCAACUGAGCAUCAGUCUUUGAUGUUUGUGAAGAGGCUCCUUGCAGUUUCAGUAUCCUGCAUCACCUAUUUGAGAGGAAUAUUUCCAGAACGUGCUUAUGGGACAAGAUAUCUGGAUGAUCUUUGUGUCAAAAUUCUGAAAGAAGAUAAAAAUUGUCCAGGUUCUUCACAGUUAGUGAAGUGGAUGCUAGGAUGCUAUGAUGCUUUACAGAAGAAAUAUCUAAGGAUGAUCAUUCUAGCUGUAUACACCAAUCCAGAAGAUCCUCGGACAAUCUCAGAAUGUUACCAGUUUAAGUUCAAGUACACAAAAAAUGGACCAGUCAUGGACUUUAUAAGCAAAAAUCAAAACAAUAAAUCUAGUACAACAUCUGCUGACACCAAGAAAGCAAGUAUUCUCCUCAUUCGGAAGAUUUAUGUCCUAAUGCAAAAUCUAGGACCUUUGCCUAAUGAUGUUUGUUUGACCAUGAAACUUUUCUACUAUGAUGAAGUUACACCCCCAGAUUACCAACCUCCAGGUUUUAAGGAUGGUGAUUGUGAAGGAGUAAUAUUUGAUGGGGACCCUACAUACUUAAAUGUGGGAGAAGUCCCGACACCUUUUCACACCUUCAGAUUAAAAGUGACCACUGAGAAAGAACGAAUGGAAAAUAUUGAUUCAACCAUAUUAACACCAAAACAAUCAAAAAUACCAUUUCGAAAAAUCCUAAUGGACAAAGAUGAUGUAGAAGAUGACAAUCAUAAUAAUUUUGACAUUAAAACUAAAAUGGACGAACAGAAAGAAAACUUGGGGGCUUCUGAAAUUAAAGAACCAAAUUUAGAUUAUAAGGAAGAAGAAAUUAUGCAGUUCAAAAAAACCCCAAGUCCUUCAAUUUCUCAUUGUCAGGUUGAACAGUUAGUCAGUAAAACAUCUGAACUUGAUGUGUCUGAAAGCAAAACAAGAAGUGGGAAAAUCUUUCAGAGUAAAGUGGUAAAUGGAAAUCAAGGACAAACUUCUAAAGAAAAUCGAAAGAGAAGUCUUCGUCAGCCUGGGAAAACAGUGAGAAUGACCACAUUAACUCACCGUACCCGUCGAACUGAAGUCAGUAAGAGCGCUGAAAAGAAAGUAGAAAGUGAAGAAGACACUAAUCAAGAAAGGAGUCCAGAUAGUGAAGACCCUGGAGACUCUAAGGAUAUCCGCCUAACUCUUAUGGAAGAAGUAUUGCUCCUGGGACUAAAAGAUAAAGAGGGCUACACAUCUUUCUGGAACGAUUGUAUAUCCUCUGGGCUUCGAGGAGGCAUCCUGAUAGAGCUCGCCAUGCGGGGUCGAAUCUAUCUGGAACCUCCCACCAUGCGUAAGAAGCGACUCCUAGACAGAAAGGUCCUGCUAAAGUCAGACAGCCCAACGGGUGAUGUUUUGCUGGAUGAAACUCUCAAACAUAUCAAAGCGACUGAGCCAACAGAAACUGUCCAGACAUGGAUAGAGCUACUCACUGGUGAGACAUGGAACCCCUUCAAAUUACAGUACCAGCUGAGAAAUGUACGAGAGCGAAUUGCCAAGAAUCUAGUAGAGAAGGGUAUUCUAACCACAGAGAAGCAGAACUUCCUGCUGUUUGACAUGACCACUCAUCCAGUGACCAACACAACAGAGAAACAGCGACUCGUGAAAAAGCUUCAAGACAGUGUGCUAGAGCGGUGGGUAAACGACCCUCAGCGCAUGGACAGGCGAACACUGGCCCUGCUCGUGCUGGCCCACUCCUCCGACGUGCUGGAGAACGUCUUCUCCUGUCUGACAGAUGACAAGUAUGAUGUGGCAAUGAAUCGAACCAAGGACCUAGUAGAACUGGACCCCGAAGUAGAAGGGACAAAGCACAGUGCCACAGAGAUGAUCUGGGCUGUGCUGGCAGCCUUCAACAAAUCCUAAAGCCAGCAGGCGGGUUUCUCCUUUCCUCUGGUGGCUGGUGACUGUCAGAGACCCCAUCGCUGAGUUUUGUGUAAUGAGAUAUUGUCAUCAUUUUUUUCCUCUUUUUUGAAUCAGACUCGUGACUUGGGGAGGACAACCUCAGGGCCUCUUCAUGGGCCAUGACCAUUCUAAGCAGACUAUUUCUCCUCGUACUUCCAUUCCAUGUCCAAAUGAAAGCGGUGAGGCCACGCACAUCCAAUAAAUAUCUCCCAUUUCUGGGUUUAGUUUUAACCAAUGUGCUUUUGGAUCAACAGGAGUAUCUAUGUGGGGUUUAGAGUUUUCCAGCAACAAAAUGUGAAGAUGAAGAGCAAACUGUAUAUCCAUUUUUUUUCUCCCUUAUUCAGGUUUUCUCAGCCUUUGUCUCUUUGACUCUGCUAAACAAUGAUGCUUACUGACAUCACUGUCUCUUUGAAUGAGGAGCAAUAGAAAUAAGACUAAUUUUUGGCCCCUGAGAUUGUACCUCCUGCCUGUGAUUUUCUCAUCUUUAUCUAAUGAAAACACUCCAAGUUUGAUGACCUGACACCCAUAGUUCUAGGAGCAGAAAUGUAUCCCAUGCUCCUUUUUAGCACUAUCCUGCUUCCACAAUCAUUAAGACAAAGUCUGAAUUUAAAAAGCAAUGUGCCUCAGUCACCUCCUUCAUGCAGCCAGCAUUAGAACUUGUAGGGAAGGGAGGCAACAGGAGAAUUCACAUCUAUGAAGCCAGGUAUAGAGGGACACACCUGUCAUCCCAGCAGUUGGGAGAUAGUGGCAGAAGGAUCUGGAGCUGAAAGUCAACCUCAGCUAGAUUAGUAAGUUCAGGGCUAGCCAGGGCUAUAUGACACCAUCUCUCACUCAACAAUUAAAGACUUUUCUUUCAUCCUUUAGCAUGUGACUGUCUUGUUUGCUCCAGACUACUUUAAGUAUCUCUACUCUGAUUAAGGGAAUUUUAAGUUUCAAUUCCUAAACAACAGCACUGAGUCCAGACAAUGUAACCAAACUCCAUGUCUUCAUAAUCCCUGUUUUUAUUUCCUAUACAAAUUGAUAAAUUCUCCCUGUAUUUAAGGGCUUUGACAGUAAUUCUGUCUAUAUUUAAUCUACAGGUACCCUCCAAAUUGUGUCUUCUUUCAACACGGUCUUCAUUCUGGCAGACUUUAAAUGUUUCUGCUUCAGUAGUGAGGGUGAAGAGAGACUUUGUUAGAGGAGAUGCUAUUUAGAAUGGGUAGUUGAGUGUCAAUGGCAGCUGAUACAAAGCCUAGGUUUAGGAGCUCUGAAGAGGCCAGCACUUGGUUGUGCUGAUUUCAAGCACCCUGUUGACUGCCGGGGAGAAACAGACUGCCACACAUCCAAAACAGAUGACUUGAACUCAUACCAAAUCCCCCUAAUCAGAAGUAAAUUGCUCUAACUUCAUCAGCUCCCCGAACCUACCUAGAUCCAUGAAACUCUAAUUCAUUGUUACUGUUUUCAUUUCAUAUGUCUCUUAGAUUAGUUGAGAUAUAAGUUGUAAUUUGAGAAGCAAGUAGAGCCUUAGUCUGGCUCUCUAGAAGUACAAAAGUCAGCCCAUGUAAUAUCUAGCGGCUUAGCUUGUCUUCCCAUUAGAACAAUUCGGCAUGAAUUGAAACCAGGUUUUCCUGUGGAAAGCUUCAGCUUGGUUGGGGGGAUAGAAGUUGAGUUCUUUCUUGCAACUCUCAAUGUUUAUUUUUAUAUGUCCAUAAAAUGAGGAUGUCAUCACUUCAAAUCUGUGUAAUGUUCACUGCCAAACACUCAUUUAGUGUAUAAUUGCCAUCACAUUUCUGUAUAAUAAAGAUCAAUAGUUAUGCCCCUGG
Peromyscus eremicus (cactus mouse) is the source of this 3956-nucleotide messenger RNA. RefSeq names its product golgi phosphoprotein 3 like (gene Golph3l). Bases 157 to 2115 code for a protein of 652 amino acids. The transcript has 18 exons. Lineage: Eukaryota; Metazoa; Chordata; Mammalia; Rodentia; Cricetidae. Gene Ontology annotation, molecular function: phosphatidylinositol-4-phosphate binding. Gene Ontology annotation, biological process: Golgi vesicle budding; retrograde vesicle-mediated transport, Golgi to endoplasmic reticulum; Golgi to plasma membrane protein transport. Gene Ontology annotation, cellular component: trans-Golgi network; Golgi cisterna; cytosol. The record is from RefSeq and is a predicted model, not a curated record.